CUAUGCGGUCGCACCACCAUGUCGUGGCAAUCCAACAUCUCUGCAGUGUUUAGCCGCGCCUCGGGUGUCUUCAUACACUGUACAUCUCCUUGCACGCCGGUUGGUUGCUGUCAUGCGGGAUACAAUAGGCCUGUUCGCAGGUGCCGUGGCCAGUACGAGACAGCCCCUAAGUUCGCGCGCAAUGUGGCUGCAUCCCAGGGUUAGCCAGGCCGAGAUUCAUGACUACGGUGACACUUCGAUGCGCCAUGGUGGGCAUCGAGGGUGCGCAUCUACUGAGGGGUCGCGGAUGAUGUUACGCGGGGCCAUUCAGGCACGAACCACACCAAGGUGUAGUUGCCAAGACCUCACUUGUCUCUUUUUGGAACGGUGAAGACGGCGGUGUUCGGCAAUAACAUCGAUGUCAUGAAAGCAAUCUGUAGUCGGCAGCUUGAUUCAUGCAACAUCUGAUUCGGACUUGAGACCUGGUGAUCAGGCAUUGAGAAGGUUUCUGUACCAGGUCCUCAUGCUCGAGC
Alternaria alternata is the source of this 512-nucleotide messenger RNA. RefSeq lists its product as hypothetical. The transcript has a single exon. NCBI's taxonomy places the organism in Eukaryota, Fungi, Ascomycota, Dothideomycetes, Pleosporales, Pleosporaceae. The record is from RefSeq and is a predicted model, not a curated record. The coding region runs from base 113 to 370 and encodes 85 amino acids.